GUCGCGCUGUUGAUCACGUAAUGCCGCGGCGCCUGAGGCGAUUCAGCUGGUUGGUGCGUAAGCUGCGAACGACAUCUGUUGCGGCCCGCUCGGUUCCCACUGCGCCCGCGACCCCGGCUUCGACGCCAGCUGCGGUCCGGCCGCCGCCUAAACAUGGACUCCGCCGGCCAAGAUAUCAACCUGAAUUCUCCUAACAGAGGUCUGCUCUCCGACUCCAUGACAGACGUCCCUGUCGACACAGCAGUGGCCACCCAGGCUCCUGCUGUUGAGGGUCUGACAGAUGCUGAGGCGGAGGAGCUCAGGGCUGAGCUUGCAAAGGUGGAGGAGGAGGUUGUCACUCUGCGCCAGGUGCUGGCAGCCAAGGAGAGGCACUGUGGAGAGCUGAAGAGGAGGCUGGGCCUUUCUGCCUUGGAGGGCCUGAAGCAGAACCUGUCCAGGGGUUGGCAUGAUGUGCAGGUCUCUAACGCCUACGUGAAAACUUCUGAGAAGCUUGGAGAGUGGAAUGAGAAAGUGACCCAGUCGGACCUCUACAAGAAGACCCAGGAAACCCUCUCUCAGGCAGGACAGAAGACCUCAGCAGCCCUGUCCACCAUGGGCUCUGCCAUCAGCCGGAAGCUUGGGGACAUGAGGGCUCGGCCCUUCUCAUACUCCUUUAGAGCGGUCCUGCCCCUCCAAGUGGAGCUGCUCUCCUUCUCCCCGCAAGCAAGCGCUCUUUCUGCCGCGGGCGCUUGGGACCGGCUCAGACAGCCUCCCGAGUGUCCUUUACCUCGUGCUGAUCAAGCCGCUCCUCUACCUUGGAGCAGCCACUCCAUCCGCCACUCCAUAAGUAUGCCGGCCAUGAGGGCGCAGCAGAAACGUGCCCGGCGUCCCCCGGCUGCCCAGUCGAGGGGUCCGCAGUUUGCCCAGGAAUUCCGCCACCUUCAAGUCAUUUGAGGACCGAGUUGGGACCAUAAAGACUAAGGUUGUCAGUGGCAGAGAGAAUGGCAGUGACAACCUUCCCUCCCCGACCGGGAGUGGAGACAGACCCCUGCCCGAUCACACGCCCUUCUAAGCCCGUAGCGGCUUUGCCCGGCCACGGCACAAGCACACCCUCAUCGCCACAACUGCAACCUCAAGCGGCGGGUGUUGAGGACAAUCACGCCAUCCCCGUGGAGACGUGGCUGCCGCGCUCGCAUGGGUCAGAGAACACGUCCUGUACACAGAUGCCUCCCCUUCUGUCGGUAGAUCAGCAAAUUGCUGCGCCGUCCUGCCUCGGAGCGGGAAGCGGGCAGGGUGGCGGGUCCCGGGGUGUGAGCCAAAGCCAAGCUCUUGUUGGGAGUCUCGUUAGUUGAUCAGCAUGUUGAAAGCGGGGUGGGGGUGGGGGGAAGAGCGAUAAGUAUAAAAUGCGUGGUGUUUUCUAAACUCCUUCCCUAAGUCACAGAAGGAAGAGUCAUCCAGAAAGCCCUGCCGGAUCUGCAGUUUUAUUUCAAAAUGCUAAACAGGAAAACUACCCAUUUUCUGAGACCUUCCAGAAAGCUGAUUAUCAGCAGAUGCCUAAUCAUUACACUAAUGAUCUAGCUUUAACAAAAGCAAAUUCUUUAUUUUUUAAAUGCAGCAGGUUUUUCAAAAAGUAAAACUAAGCAAAGCAGCUUUAGCCUCACAGUUAGAAAAUAUUAUUCCUUUGGACUCAAGCUGAAGUGCACGCCUUAUAUCGCCUUAUGUUUUAUUUGUUUAUAAUGUUUUUAUAUAUAUAUAAACGAGGGUUCUUUAGUGGAUUUUGAGCACUAUGUAAAAUCCUGCAUCCAGCCGAGGGGCAGCACCUCUGUGCCAGUGGUGUGUUUUAUUUCACGAGUGCAUUCCAUCCCCGUAUAGAGAACUGGCUUCUCUCUUCUCUCAGUGACCGGCGCAGCUCCCGCUGGCCAGUGGGGGUGGGAGCAAGAAAGACCAGCACCUUCACAGAGGGCUGGCGCUGCCCCUGUGCAAGCUGGGCCUGGCUGGCACGCCGCCCAUCAGCGGCUCCAGCCUGCGUGUGUGGCACACGCCAGGGCCAGCGAGCGGCAGGCAGACCCGCGGGUAGGUCAGAGCCAGGGCGUCGGGUCAGCUGGGACUCUGCUGUUGCCUUUUCUCAGGAGCUACAAAGAUCUCUUUCCGCUCCGAUGCUGCCACAGCCCAGCAGCCUCUCACCCAGGGCCCCACGUCUGGCGCGCCUGGAGGGGCAGCUCUGUGCCUUACAGGCUCUUAGCGGGCAGAGACCUCGCCUGCAUCUGUGCACUCUCGAAGGGGAGGAGCCGUCAGCUCAGUGUCUUCUCUGGUCGACCGUGAUGUGCUGUCUGGUACCUGAGUGUCUGCUGGUCACUUCAGACACACGGUGGCGGUGGGGGGGGGGUGGCUGCAGUCCACACUCGUGCCUUGGGAGGAACGCUGCUCUGUGCUCUUUCCCCAGGGUUGGAAUCUCUCAGAUGGGGUGUGAUGGGAAGGCAGGAUGCAGGUGUAAUAACUGAUUUAUCUUUUCCUUAAAGUAGAUAACGGGUGAUUUGUCAAUAAAGCAUUCCUUUGGGGGAAAACCCACUUAA
This is a messenger RNA of Balaenoptera acutorostrata (minke whale), 2552 nucleotides long. RefSeq names its product TPD52 like 2 (gene TPD52L2). The record is from RefSeq and is a predicted model, not a curated record. Bases 154 to 933 code for a protein of 259 amino acids. Gene Ontology annotation, cellular component: cytoplasm. The transcript is spliced from 11 exons. NCBI's taxonomy places the organism in Eukaryota, Metazoa, Chordata, Mammalia, Artiodactyla, Balaenopteridae.